Messenger RNA from Klebsormidium nitens, 1548 nucleotides. NCBI's taxonomy places the organism in Eukaryota, Viridiplantae, Streptophyta, Klebsormidiophyceae, Klebsormidiales, Klebsormidiaceae. The record is from the annotation of a GenBank genome assembly.
AUGAACGAGAUCUCAGGAGAGUCGUCCUCAAACGUUGAGGAAAGUCAUGGAGCACCUCAAAGUUCUGAUCAGAAGACCUUCCUCAAAAGAGGCCCUUGGAGUGCAGAAGAGGACGACCUGCUUAGGCUGUUCGUUCAGGCUUACGGCGAUGGUGUUUGGGGUUCAGCAAAAGAAAAGGCAGGCCUUCAACGCAGUGCCACGAGUUGCGCUCGAAGGUACAGGCACUUUCUCGAUCCGUCUCUCAAGAGCGAACCUAUCACAGAGGAAGAAGGGGAUCGCAUCCUGUCUCUGCAGAAGGAGCUGGGCAAUAAGUGGAGCAUGAUUGCAAAACAACUCCCCGGGAGGAAUGGCCACGCCGUCAAGAGCUGGUUCGACAACCACCUGGCCGGAAGGCCGAGCAAACGUCCCAAAUGCGCUGCCCCUCCCCCCUCCCAAAAUGCUUCUUCAAUGCUGCCUGCAAACGAGGCCUACUUCAUUCCAGAGCAAUCUAAUCAGCCAGUUGCACCGAUCCCCAAGCACGAGCCUCCAGACCCCAUCGCGUAUUGGCAGCAUCUCCCUCUCCCGCCGCCGCCAAAUGUUCCCCCGGCACCGCGGCCGCCCGCGCCCUUCCACGCGCCCCACUUCGCGCCCACGCUGCGCUGCGCCGCGCGCGCGUGCGGCGGCCGCAGCCGACCGCUGACCGUCCAACUGCCCCUCGCGCCGACGACUUUCGCGCCGCCACCGCAGCCUCUCUUUCCCUCGGUUCCCUUUCCAGACCCGCAGUUCCCUGAUUGGCAUCCUUCCGUUCCUUUUCCGGUCGCUCAACCGGGCAACGAAGUUUUGCCGGUCGGCUCCUUUUCCGCGCCGCCUCUGGACUUGUACUCUCGCCCAAGCUCCGCAAACCCGCUCGCGCUUCCCCCACCGGUUCUCCAGUGGCUUGCGCAUUCACAACCGAUCGCUAACGGGAGUCCCAGCACUCAUAAAGCAAGUAAGGAGCAGAAGGGCGACCACUCCGGGCUGCGAUUAGAGAUCGGGUCGCCGCCAGGGCCCUUCGUUAAUGUCCUCGGGACAGACCCGCUGACACCCGAAGGUAACAAGACGCAGGUCGGAGAGGAGCCCCGGUCGGCCCCGGUUGAUUCCUUCCCGAGCGAGUUGGAAGACCUGGACUUGACAGGGUGGCCUUCGGAAGCUCCCGAGCCGCAGGGGGGCGGAACCCAAGGCUUUACGAACGCGUCUGCGAGUGCGGACCGUUGGGCUGAGGAAGAUUGUCGACAGACAGAGGCGGGAGACUUUCAGUGCGACGAACAGGGAUUGGGGAGUUCCGAGGAGGGAGUGUUUCCGGCAAGAAGUCCUCCGUCUUUCUCUGAGAUGGAUGACACUGCCGGGGGAAUGACCGAGAGCCAGAAGGUGGCCAGGCGGGCAGUGGAAGAAGAACGAGCGCGCCUGUUCGAAGCCUUGGAUCCGGACUGCAAGCGGGUGUGUCGGUCGGAGGAAUUGAUGGCGGCUGCUCGGGCGCUAGACGAAGAACAAUCCAGACUGUUCUCAGUGUUGGAGGAUCAAGGCCGCUGA